UAAAGUUGAAAUCAAACGAAAUAAUACUUAAAAAUGAAACUUUUGUUGACUCUGACUUUAAUGGCCAUAAUUGGCGUAUCGUUUGCCCAAUACUUCAUUCCCGGACAGACUGUGUAUACAGGAGUGGGAGAGAUAGGACUCGACGGUCACAGCAAGAUCUCAUACCACGGCUAUAACAACCCGGCGAACAAUCCUUACGGUUACGCAUCCAAUGGCUUCAACUAUGGCUACAAUUACUUCAGACGUCGCUAA
This is a messenger RNA of Medioppia subpectinata, 252 nucleotides long. NCBI's taxonomy places the organism in Eukaryota, Metazoa, Arthropoda, Arachnida, Sarcoptiformes, Oppiidae. The record is from the annotation of a GenBank genome assembly.